AUGAUGUUAGGUAGUAAUAACUCAUCAACAUAUCUAUUAGGAGCGAAUUCUCGAAUUCUAUCCGAUGAAGGUUUCUCGGAUGAUAACGAUGAUAUAACACCAACCAGUGGAAAUCUAUCUCAUCAUAUGAAUAACACUAUAAAUUCAAAUAAUUCCAAUGAUGAUAACAUUCGUCGAUAUAGAACAGCUUUUUCACGUGAACAAUUGGCAAGACUUGAAAAGGAAUUUCUCCGAGAAAAUUAUGUUAGUCGACCAAGACGUUGUGAAUUAGCAGCAGAGCUGCAAUUACCUGAAUCAACAAUUAAAGUCUGGUUUCAAAAUCGACGAAUGAAAGAUAAAAGACAAAAAUUUGCAUUUGCUUGGCCAGGUUAUCCUGGUGACCCAUUCUCAUAUUUCUCUUACAUGUACGCUGUUGCUGCUUCGGGCUAUACUCCUCCUUCUCUCCCUGCGAAUCAAUCAGGUGUAAAUCCAAUCAUUCCUCCGAUCAAUCCUUCAGCAACAACAACUGCUCGAUUAGCUCCGACAAAAAGUCGAUCAGUUUCUACUACUAAAUUGCUUAAUGGAUCAACAGAUACGGCAACAUCCUACUCAUCGGCUUCAUCUCCUACCUCAUCCAGUUCAUCGCCAAAACAAACUCCUGUACAUCAUUCACCGAUUAAGCCAACGAUUAAUUUUGCUUUGCCAGCCAUGGGUUUAGCAUCAUUUCUACCGAAUGCAGUGAAUGAGUCAUCAUCAACGGCCAAUCCUUAA
Molecule: messenger RNA, 750 nt
Organism: Adineta ricciae
Lineage: Eukaryota; Metazoa; Rotifera; Eurotatoria; Adinetida; Adinetidae
Source: the annotation of a GenBank genome assembly